AUGAUCAUAGCAGAUUGCGAAGUUAAGUUCGAAAUUAUAUGCAAAACAGCGUUUGGGGAAUAGCUUAUUAUCGUAGGCAAUACUCCCCAGUUAGGUAAUUGGAAUCCAUACAAAGGAAUAGUAAUGAAAACAGAUGAUGAUAAUUACCCAAAUUGGUACACUGAAAAUCCUUUGAUGUUGCAAAAAGGAUCCAAAUUUCAAUUUAAAUUUGUAAAGCUAAGACAAGGCAACUAAGAAUGGGAGGUUUUUCCCAAUAAUUUGAAUAGAAAAUACAGAACCAGGUAUCAAUCAGUAACGCUGAAAGCAGUGUGGAAUGACUUUUCAGGAAGAGAAAUUCCAAAUAAAAAAUAUGCCAGCUCUAAUGUCUUUUCAAACAAUGAAAUAAAGGUGCAUAAAUUUAAAAUAUCGGGAGUAUUCGUUCCUUAUGAGCAAGCAGGAACAGAUUCCUCGAACGAUUCUGAUUUCGGAGCAGCAAAGAAAAUAGAAGAGCAUGAUGAAAAUAUAGACUUUAACAAAUAAAAUAAUUUUAAAGAAAAUAAUAAUAACAAUAAUCCUGCUACAAAUAAUGAUAGUGAUAAUUCAACUUAAAUAGUAAAGAAAAAAUUACAAAGACUUCCUUAACCUCCACUACCCUUGAUGCAAUAAAAUAACAAUUUUGAGUAGGAAUAGGUUUAAGUACUCAACUUGAAAGAUGAUAAAAGCGCAAACUAAAAUAAAGAACAAGCUAGUCCUGUUUCUUAGGUUCCAUCCCACAACCAUUAGAAAUAACCCAGUAGUCAAUAAAAUAAUUAUCACAUCAGCUAUAAUAAUUAGCAGCACUUGCUCAAUUGUUAAUAAUUUUUAUAUAAUGCAAACCACUAAAAGUAAUUUGGUACAGACGAAUAAAUCAAAACAAAUGCUUUGCUUCUAAAAAGCCACUAAAUUAAUCAUAUUUAAGAUAAUGAAGAUAUCAAAAAGGUAUCAAAAGGUGAGCAACAAUAAGUUUAAAGUUAAGGCGUUAAUCUGAGUCAUGAUUAGUCACUUCCAAAAUUAUUAUAAAAGAACAUUAAAAAUCCAAUAUUCAAUACUUAAUUUAAAGAAUAUGAAAUAUUUGGCAAGUAAUAAAUAAAACCAAGUAGCAAACCUGCAUCUGAAUUUGAUGAAAAUGCGAGUAUUUAGAAUGAAUUUGAUGAAAUGAAUGUCACUAUUAAUAGCGCUGCUAGCAGCAACACUACAAAAGCUCUCUAAAGAGGCAAUCAGAUUAAUAAUUCUUCUCUUUUAAAUCCAUCUAAUUUCAAAAAUACUGAUUCUAUGCAAACAGUAUAGGUUAUGGGCACACAAGAUCAUUCCCUGAUUGAAGCCUCUGGAGCGUAAAAGAAACAACUGUUUGGCAAGAAAGUAAAUAUCUAAAAAAUUGGAGAAAAUGGAGACAUAUUAAAUGUUGACAGCUUGAGUGAUUAAGAAAGAUCGGAGAGCAAUUUAGAUAGAAUGAGCGAUCUCAAUUCUAAUAUGAGGAAAAACAAGCUUUUACCUCGCAAAAACUUACAAUUUACAGGAUUAACUUCGGAAAUUAAAGACACUGAUCAAGAAACAGAUAAUUAAAGCUUAGGAGAUCCUGAGCUGCAUAAAAAAUUAAUUCGAAAAUAAAAAAUGAUAGAUCAAGACUCUCCUGGAGUGGAAGAGGAGGAUGAUUUUGAAGAAAAUAAUUUAAGAAAUAAUAAAGAUUAAGAAAGCGAUUAAUCAGGUUUAUCAUCAUAAAAAAGCCAAAAAAAAUUGGCAAGCCUGAAUAAAGUUAGCGGAACACUUUCAAACAAGUCUGAUGAAUGUGGUCUUAUAUAAAGUGAAUAAAGCCUAAAAAGUAAAAUUAGAAAAGGAAGAAGACAACCUACUUAAUAAGAAUCCAUUUUUGCAGAAAAACUAUUCUAGUCUUCCGGUCAUACCUUGCAAACCCUCUUCUAAGAAAAAAUGAAAAAAAUUCAUGAAAAAAGCAUUAUAAAUUAAAAAUACUCAUUUAUAACUUCAGAAAAUGAUAUUGUUUUUGAAGCAAGUGAAGAAUUUCUUGUUAACAUGUCUGAAAAAGAUGAGCUUUGUCUUGCUACAUUUUUCCUGCCUAUUAUAGUUACAUAUGACCAAGCUACCGAUACCUUCAAAGAAGAAAUCUAAGAGUCUUCACUUUAUUUUCACUUUUACAACUCAUAUACAAGCCUGAGAUGGGUAGGUGUUUUGCCAAAUUACUAUUAAAUUCCAUCUAAUUUGCAUGAAAAAUUAGCUAACUAUCUUAUGUACAAAUACAGAUUUUAUCCUGUUUUUAUGGAGAAUGAAAUGAUUGAUUCUUUUCUAAACAACUUUUGUUUCAACAUGUAUGAUAACAUUAUGACAAAUCAAUUUGAUCUCUAACAUUUCAGAUUUAUAGAGUAUAAUUCAAAGAUAUUUGAAGAAGUCAAAAAAAUAAGCUUUAUAUUUGCUUAGUAAAUAAGUAAGAUUAUAGAUGUUGAUACAAACAUUAUGAUUGCUGAUUACAGGAUAAUCUUUUCUAUCAUUUAUAUUUCAUAGUGUAGAGCAAAUAAACUGAGUAUAGCUUAUUUUCAUGAUUCGUAGUUCCCUGAUAUUGAUAAGUUAAUGAUACUUCCUUUUGGAGAAAAGCUCAUUAAUGCCAUUCUAUGCUCUAAUAUGGUCUCAUUUAUGAAUUUUGAAGCUGCAUAAAAUUUUUUGAAGUUUAUAAGAGUGAAGUUGAAACUUCCUUAUGAGUCAAUUCGUGGUAAUUUAAGACUAAUUUAUAUGGGAAACCAAAUAAUUAUCCACAUUAGAAACCCUGGAGUAAAUAUAAAAGCAAUUAAUUACAUAAAGCAUUAACAAUAUUAUGAAGAAUAUGUGACAAAAAUAAGAGUGAAUUAAUUAAACCAAGAUAAUCAAUUACUGAUGCUCUCUGUGGAUACCUUGCACGAAAACAAUAAAAUUGAAUUGAAAUUUAAACUAUAUGAGAGAUUUUUGUGUAAUCAUCCUGAUCUCAAAGUUUAAUUGAUUUAAAUCAUACUUCCUGAAUAAAAGAAUUAUUCUACUCAAGGAAAUUAUAGUAAUAAAGAACUCAUGAAAAGCAUUAACAGGAUUGCUAAUGAAAUUCAAAAAAAUUUUAGGAGCAGAAAUCCGCUUCUGGUUAUUUAUCAAAACAUGACUCUCAAAGAAAGACUGGCUUAUAUGAAACUUGCUGAUAUAUUUUUGAAAACUAGUGUUUUCUAAGAAAAUGAAAUAUAUCCUUUGGAGUAUGUGUUAGCCAACCAAUAAAGUGGAUUUAUAUUGAUUAAUAAAUUUGGAUCUUACAAUUACAAAUAAAUCAGAAGUUGUAUAGCUUUCAAUCCAAACAGUUACUAUGAAUUUGAGAAAAAUAUACUCGAUAUUUAAUCUCUUUCGUUGUCCUUAAAGGAAAAAGUACUUUCCAAAGAUGUUGAAAUUUUGUAGCAAUUCAACACUAACACAUGGAUUGAAAAGCAUAUUGGAGAACUAAAAAAGAAUGCAAAGUUUAUGUCUCAAGCCAACAUGACAGGGUCAAACAAAGGAAUUAACUUUAAAAAAGUUGCUCAUUCUGCAUAUUUUAAAUAGCUAAACAUCAAAGAAGCAACAGAGUUUUAUAGAAAAAGUGUGAGAAGAUUAAUAAUAUUUGGAUACGUUGGCACUCUUGUUCCAUUAGAUAAAUACAUGUAUAUUCAAGCUGAAGAGUAUUAAUUAAGAAGACAUCACUAAAAACCUUCUGAAAAGAUGAUUGAGAAUUUAAAAAAGCUAUGUGCUGAUAAAAGGAAUAUGGUUUAUAUAGUAACAGAACUAUCAAUAGAUUUCAUGGAUGAAUGGUUUUCAGAUGUAAAAGGUUUGGGAUUAAUAUGUGAAAACGGUUACUUCCACAAAGUGAUCUAAGAAGGAGGAAAACCAAAUACAGAGUGGGUUAGGUUAAUUGAUUUGGAUAUGAGCUGGAAAGAGCCAGUUUAUAGAAUCAUGGAAAGCUAUGCUAUUAGAACUCAAGGUUCUUCUGUAGAAGUAAAAGAAAGUAGUGUAAUAUGGAAAUAUAACAAAGUUAACAUAGAUUUUGGGGCCAAGUAAGCAGAAUAACUAUUCCUACAAUUAGAAUCUAAUAUUUCUUAGCUAAAAUACUUAGAAAUAUCACACCAUAACGAAAGUGUAGAAGUUAGGCCUUGCAAUCUAAAUAAAGGAAUAGUUGCAGAGCUGCUAAUAGAAAGGAAAAUCAUAGAGUGUGGCAAAAUAGAUUACAUUUUAAUAUUGGGAAGCAGCAUGACUGACGAAGAUAUGUUCUGUGCUUGCCAAAUGUUUUACAGAAAUCAUAAUAAAGAAUUUUAAGAAAAAAUGAAACCUCUUUAUGUGACUAUUGGAAUAAAGCCAUCAAAUGCUUACUAUUACAUAGCAUUUGAAGAGGUAGAAAAAGUGAUAGAAUUAUUAGUAUUAUCAGAGUCUUUUGCAUCUUUCUUUUGA
This is a messenger RNA of Tetrahymena thermophila SB210, 4455 nucleotides long. RefSeq names its product trehalose-6-phosphate synthase, putative. Gene Ontology annotation, biological process: trehalose biosynthetic process. The record is from RefSeq and is a predicted model, not a curated record. The transcript has 9 exons. Gene Ontology annotation, molecular function: starch binding; catalytic activity. Lineage: Eukaryota; Ciliophora; Oligohymenophorea; Hymenostomatida; Tetrahymenidae. Gene Ontology annotation, cellular component: cytosol.